GAAGAUGCUGUUGGUUUUACCCUCUCAUGGUUCAAUUUAAAAAAAGAAUGAUGCAAUAGUAUUCAUCUGCUGCUAGCAAUGAUGCAGAUAAUUGUUAAAACAUUGGAUGAAAAGACUAUAGAUCUGGAUGUGGAGAGUAGUGAUACAGUUAAAAAUCUUAAAGCCAUGAUUCAAGAAAAGGUUGGGAUCUCCCCUGACAAGCAAAGAUUAUCAUUUUUGGGAAAGCAGCUUGACGAUGGGUGCACCCUGGCUGACUAUAACAUCCAGAAUGGGUCUACUAUUCAUAUUCAUUUUGUUUUGGGUGUCAGAGGUGGGAUGCAGAUUUCUGUUAAGACUUAUGCAGGAAAAACAGUAAGCCUUCAAGUGAAGAGUAGUGAUACAAUUGAAGAUAUUAAAGCAAUGAUUGAAGAAAAGGUUGGGAUCCCAUCUUUCCAGCAAAUAUUAGUAUUUUCGGGAAAGCCGCUUAAGGAUGAAGACACCUUGGCUGAUUAUAACAUCCAGAAUAGGUCUACAAUUUAUUCUAUUAUGGCACUCAGAGGUGGGAUGCAGAUUUUUGUGAGGACUCUAGCAGGGAAAACAGUGAGCCUUGAUGUGGAGACUUGUGAUACAGUUGACAACUUGAAGGCUAAGAUUUAUCUUAAGCUAGGAGUUCCACCUAGUGAACAGAGGUUGAUCUUUUCUGGAAAGAAGUUGGAGGAUGGAAAGACACUUUCUGAUUAUAAAAUUGAGAAGGAAUCCACUCUUCAUCUUGUUAUUCGUCUUCGAGGUGGUAUUCACUGA
Molecule: messenger RNA, 780 nt
Organism: Cryptomeria japonica (Japanese cedar)
Lineage: Eukaryota; Viridiplantae; Streptophyta; Pinopsida; Cupressales; Cupressaceae
Product: polyubiquitin 11-like
Exons: 3
Coding region: 79-780 (233 amino acids)
Biological process (GO): protein ubiquitination; modification-dependent protein catabolic process
Cellular component (GO): cytoplasm; nucleus
Molecular function (GO): ubiquitin protein ligase binding; protein tag activity
Source: RefSeq, a predicted model, not a curated record